AUGAUGAAGGGUCGUCAUCAUUUUCGACGUCGAUUCAGUCUACAGCCGUCAUCGUUGAAGGAAGGACAGGAAGAUGGAACGACGAAGAACGUUAGAAGCGAAAGACUAUCGGAAUCGGACAGCGGCGGUGGCGGCGAUGGAGGAAAAUCGGUCGAAAGUUCUGUAAGACACAAAAUCGUUGUGAUGGGUGCUGCAAAGGUCGGCAAAUCGGCAAUAAUCAACCAAUUUCUUUAUGGUACUUUCACACCAAAAUACAAGCGCACGGUUGAGGAAAUGCAUCACGGGGAUUUUAACGUUUCCGGUAUUCACCUUACUCUUGACAUCUUGGACACGUCCGGCUCGUACGAGUUUCCAGCAAUGAGAGAUCUUUCCAUCAAAUCUGCCGACGCGUUUGUCUUAGUCUACGAUGUAAACGAUGUCAAUACCUUUCACGAAGUGAAAACGUUGAGGGCAUUGAUAUUGAAUACGAAAGGAGUAGUACCUAUCGUUGUUGUAGGUAACAAAUUGGAUCUCGUCGAGAAGGAACAAGAGGUAGAGAGCGAGAGUACCAGAGAAUUAGUCACCGCCAAGUGGGAAAACGGUUUCGUUCAAGUAUCUGCAAAAGAUAAUUUGAAUAUCUCUCAAGUUUUUAAAGAAUUGUUAUUACAGGCAAAGCUAAAAUAUAAUCUGAGUCCUGCAUUACGACGACGACGCCGUCAAUCCUUACCACCGCCUCCGCAUUUGAAUUCUCGCAGUAGCAGCGCGCACGUACCAUCACCGGCGCAGCUGCAACACUUGCAACAAAUACGCGAGCGCGCUGAAUCAAAGAGAAAUUCUUGUAUUCUAUCGUAA
Messenger RNA from Vespula vulgaris, 831 nucleotides. RefSeq names its product ras-related protein Rap-1. Bases 1 to 831 code for a protein of 276 amino acids. Gene Ontology annotation, molecular function: GTP binding; GTPase activity. The record is from RefSeq and is a predicted model, not a curated record. NCBI's taxonomy places the organism in Eukaryota, Metazoa, Arthropoda, Insecta, Hymenoptera, Vespidae. The transcript is spliced from 3 exons.